CCUAUUAUUCUCAACCGCAAGACAUGGUGGCCAUUGAACAACUCGUUAAGGAAGCGAUUAACAACAACAAAGUUGCUGUUUUCUCCAAGAGCUAUUGCCCUUACUGCAGCAAGGCCAAGAAUGUUUUCAAAGAACUCGGACAAGAAUUCUACGUCAUUGAGUUGGAUCAGGACGACAAAGGUUCUGCCAUUCAGCAAUAUUUAGCGCAGCUCACAGGUCAGCGUACGGUGCCUAACAUCUUUAUCAACGGAGAACACAUUGGCGGCUGCGAUUCCCUUUUAGCCAUUAAAUCCAGUGGCAAAUUAGUCAAGUUGCUGAAUAACUAGAUAUGAAAUGCGUAUAAUGUUUGUUUUCAAUAUAUAAAUAUAUAUUUUUGUUUACAGUGUA
This is a messenger RNA of Radiomyces spectabilis, 387 nucleotides long. RefSeq names its product glutaredoxin-1. Gene Ontology annotation, molecular function: glutathione disulfide oxidoreductase activity. The transcript is spliced from 3 exons. Gene Ontology annotation, biological process: cellular response to oxidative stress. Gene Ontology annotation, cellular component: cytoplasm. The coding region runs from base 24 to 326 and encodes 100 amino acids. The record is from RefSeq and is a predicted model, not a curated record. NCBI's taxonomy places the organism in Eukaryota, Fungi, Mucoromycota, Mucoromycetes, Mucorales, Radiomycetaceae.